AUGCGCCGGGGGGCAGCGCCACAUCCUUCGGCGGCCGUCCGCGUCACACAGAGUGUGACGGUGGUUCCGCCUUCAGCCCCCCUGGCAGGAGCAACCAGUACUGCUCCGCCCCCUGCCACGAAGGGCCAGCAGACCUCUGUGCCUGCCGGUCCCAGGGCCACUGCUCAUGCAGGCAGGCCCGAAAAACCCCCGAGUGUGCCCGCUGCGUGGACGUCAUCCAACGCCUCUGAAGAGGCGAUGGAUGGUCAAAGCAGUCGUCCUGUGCCAACAACUACCGAGGAUGGCAAGUCUCAGCAAGGACACCUCCACCACUGUGAUCGCUGUGACUAUAAAACUAGAUAUCGGUCCGAUCUGAAAGUGCACAUUAGGGUCCACACAGGCGAGCGUCCCUUUCAGUGCCCUUUGUGCUCUUCCAGCUUCUCACGCACAGCCCAACUGAAUGUUCAUUUGCGCGUUCACACAGGCAAGAGGCCAUUUCAGUGCCCUUCAUGCCCUAAGAGCUUCUCACAAAGUGCCAAUCUUAAAAGACACCUGCGUGUCCACACUGGUGAGCGGCCGUAUAAAUGCCAUUUGUGCCCUCAGAGCUUCUCACGGAGAUCCGUUCUCAAUACUCAUUUGUGCAUCCACGCAGGCGAGCGGCCAUAUCAGUGCCCCUCGUGCACUCAGACUUUUGUGUCUAGGAGUCAUCUGAAUGUUCACCUACGUAUCCACUCGGGCGAGCGACCAUACCGCUGCACCAUCUGCUCCAAGUCCUUUGCACAGAGCUUCUCUUUGAGUUAUCAUAAAUUGGUCCACACAGGCGAGCGUCCCUUUCAGUGCCCUUUGUGCUCUUCCAGCUUCUCACGCACAACCCAACUGAAUGUUCAUUUGCGCGUUCACACAGGCAAGAGGCCAUUUCAGUGCCCUUCAUGCCCUAAGAGCUUCUCACAAAGUGCCAAUCUUAAAAGACACCUGCGUGUCCACACUGGUGAGCGGCCGUAUAAAUGCCAUUUGUGCCCUCAGAGCUUCUCACGGAGAUCCGUUCUCAAUACUCAUUUGUGCAUCCACGCAGGCGAGCGGCCAUAUCAGUGCCCCUCGUGCACUCAGACUUUUGUGUCUAGGAGUCAUCUGAAUGUUCACCUACGUAUCCACUCGGGCGAGCGACCAUACCGCUGCACCAUCUGCUCCAAGUCCUUUGCACAGUCUAAUCACUUGAAAAAACACAUGAAAACACUGCUCCAUGACAGCCCUGAGUAAUUCACCAAACUUGUAGGUGUGCGUUAUGUAUUACGCAGAGUCUAAAAUUAUGAAUGUACAUACCUGUGCAGUAUGCUGCAUGGCAUUGUGAUGCAUCAGGAAGCAAGUGUUGAUAUGUUUUAUAUGUUAAACUGCCAAGCGACUUCAUGAGAUAUUUUGGCAUAAUCUAACAAGUUGCAGAAAGAGUGGGCAGAUAUUGCUUUCUUUCAUGAAAAGUAUCCCUUCAUGCGCAGGCAUAACAAAUUGAGAAGCAAUCAUCCCUCAACUUUGCCUUCCAAACACUGCUGUUUGCAUUGAGAUAGUCGGGAUAAAUUGUGAAUAUUAGGCCAGUCAUCGGGACUUGUUGGUCUCCUCCAAAUAAACUGCUGCCUGAAUGAAGAUUCUUGUAAGUUAAAUGGUGCCUCACCAGGUUUGGGCAUCGAUAACAUGCAAACAUGGUGGAUUGGUCACACAAUGACAUUUAUUCAGUAAACUAUGAAACCAUUCCACAGCACGAAAACACCUCAAAUCUUAAAAUAUAAGCCUGUGUGUGCUUCUUCUUCUGGGGGGAGUCCAGAAGCGUCUUGGUGGGGAAUCAAGGUCACACACAUAAAGUCCUCACGAGUCACAGCCAAUGUCCGAUUUUUUGGACUUCCUAGGCACUGAGAAAAUGUUGUAAAAUGAUGCAGUCCGAAAAAACUAAUCUGUGGCUUUUACUGGGCUCAAGGGCUCAAAUUUCCACAACUACGUCCAAAGUUGCUCUGAAGGCCUGCCAGUACACUUAUUUGGUAUCUCAUACUGUGAGAGGAAAUGGCGUGUGUAAUCAUUAAGGCACAUAUACAUCUGCCUUGUGACAGUGGCCCCUUUCCACUCUUUGUAUGCUUCACCGCAAUACAUUGCAUAUGUUUGAUCACAUACUGUUGUACUGCGGCGAAGCUUACUUUUGUGAAUCGGCAUUAUGCAACGAGACUUGCUAUGCUUUCCACACUGCGAAGCUAUCGGCAGGAACGAUGAAAUUGGAAUCUGUCCCAUUUUGGACAGUGGUGGAUACUUUCCAUAAAAACACGGCAAACAAUGCAAAAAGAAGGAACCUGGGGGCUCGUGAUAUAUAAAUGUGAUGUCGUUUCUCGUCUUGGGUAUUGGAGAAGGCUACAAAGAAAUGGGACUUGCAGACACUACUCGAGGUAAAAGGGGUGUCUAUGUUAGCAGCGAAGCUCGCCUCCUCGCAACAUGGUGACCUCACAUUUCAAUUCAUUCUAUCUUCUCUAAUAAUGAACCAGUUUUAAAGAUUAUUGCGGUGAAAUGUACCCCAAACGGAUCUUUACAAGUUCCAGUUUCUAAGCAAAAUUUCCGAUGGCGCCUAGUGGGUGGCGUUUUAAGAGGUGUAUACUUAUGUGCACCGGAAAAGCUGACUGCUUAUGGUUUUUGUCCCAGAUGAAGAUGAAUUUUUCGUCAACUGUGAAGCUUUCUUUCUGAUAAACUUGUAAAGAUUUCCUUUAGAGUUUCAUACUACAGUCAGGUUGAUGACAAUUUUUUCCUUUCAUAUUUUUAUUAAGUGUUAAAGGGGCCUUGUAACACUUCUUGAACAUUGUAAGAAAACGUUGCUGAUCUGUAAAAGAGGCUCCUGUGAACAUAUUAGCCAAAUAUUAUUGCAAUAUGGGCAGCUGGGAAUUUUCAAUGUCUUGUCAAAAUCUGUGUAAAAUCGCUUGCUCUCACCUCCACUAUGUCGUCAUGCAGCGUCAUCUCAUAAGCUCGGCCCAACAGCUCUUGGCUGCUUUUGUGAUUGUGCAAACAUUCUCAGUACUAAUACUAUAAUUGCCAAUUUUGAGGUAAAUGAAUGAAAUAUAUAUAUAUAUGUCUGUGAUCUUCAUCUUUGCUCUGCCGGUCUAUAAACAACAGUUGCAUAGCCGUGCGUGCUGUGUAGUGUUGUCUAACGUGGCCGCCUCCGAUUGCUGCCACGAAUCCUCUUGCCACCGAGACACUCAGUUUUUGGGGAAGGCACUAGUGGAGACAAAAGGAGAGAGAAAGGCACUCAUCAUUGCAAUAACUACGUGUAAGUUAACAUAUACUUGAAGGAUUCUGAAAAAACAAUUUCGACAUUGCGGAAAUAUAAUUUAAUAGUGAGGUCAUUCUACGUUGAGCUAGAAAAGUCUUUCAGGGGCUCUUUAUUCCUCUCAGCUACAGGAAGGACUUUGGUACAACCAGGAUGGGGGUGCCUUGUUCUUUUGGAGCUAAAGAGUAUUUCCUAGUCAAGAACCUAUGGGUCCACUCGUGGAAGAACCUGUUUACGUCAGUUUGCCACUUUCUAAUUGUUGCACCUUGAGACAUUCUUAUGGUAAUCACUCUUGAAACACUCUUAGGAGCUUAGGGUAAUAGCAUCAAAGCAUAUUUUGCGUCUAUCCACUGACCAUAAAGAAUGUACCGACAGGAUGCCAAGCAGACGCUGAGCAGAUGACACGGGAUGUACGAGCAUGUCUCAAGAGGAUUAGUCGAGAAUUCAUGUUUCCACAGUGGUGCAAGGAACUACUGAGAUAGAGUAUAGUACUUACUGACAUUUCGACCAUUGCAGCAGGAGGGGAAUAAGACAUUUCAUAUUCAGCUCCGAUCGGUAACAUGGCAACCGUAUUUUUCUUGAAAGAGGCUGUGCAUUUAGUAUUGUGCCUUGUGCCUUGUGGCUGGUCUAAGAGGUUCAUUAUUGGCUACACGUUUGUUCCCUACCUUCUUUGCCUACAUGUGAAUCACUAGUACAUAAGGAGUGCUAUAUUCGCAACCUCACUGUAUAGGAUUUGCAAGAUGUAAAGUAGCUUUCGUUAGUGGGUGUACCUUUGGGAAUUUUCUUUCAUGUGUGUGACUGGUACUUCCAGUUUAUGUUGUGUGGGCAUAAAAAGAUGUGAUCUGUUCUAUUCACCCCUCAUUUUUAUUGCAUUUUGUCUUUUCUGGAGGACUAUAUCAAUCACUGUUCUUGAUGAGUGCAUUGCUAAUAUUGUUUACGUGUUUUCUUUUUGUUUGCAACUAUAAUGAUAACCUCUGCUGCUACCAUUCCUAAUAAACAGUCUUUU
Messenger RNA from Dermacentor silvarum, 4274 nucleotides. Its product is annotated as zinc finger protein 501-like. The record is from RefSeq and is a predicted model, not a curated record. NCBI's taxonomy places the organism in Eukaryota, Metazoa, Arthropoda, Arachnida, Ixodida, Ixodidae. The transcript is spliced from 4 exons. The coding region runs from base 1 to 1236 and encodes 411 amino acids. Gene Ontology annotation, molecular function: DNA binding. Gene Ontology annotation, biological process: DNA repair.